This is a messenger RNA of Closterium sp. Naga37s-1, 3807 nucleotides long. NCBI's taxonomy places the organism in Eukaryota, Viridiplantae, Streptophyta, Zygnematophyceae, Desmidiales, Closteriaceae. The record is from the annotation of a GenBank genome assembly.
AUGGUCCUAGACCUACCAGGGUUCUACUGUGACGAGGCCAGCAACCCGCCUGCCAGGCACCUAGACCUACCAGGGUUCUAUUAUGACGAGGCCAGCAACCGCUACUUCCGCGGCCCGCCUGCCAGGCUCCGAGAUUUCCAACCCCCCCAUACUCAGGAGCAGCUGGUGUACAUGCAGCAGAGGGGAGAGGAGGAGGAGGCAGAGGAGGAGAAAGAGGAGAGGGAAGAGGAGGACGAGGAGGGUGUGGUGGAGGUGUGGGGAGAGGAGGAAGUGGGGAUGGGGGCAGAGGAGGAGGCGGAGGAAGCGGUUGGGAACGCUCGCACUGCUGGCAUGAGAAACCUCAAGAUGUGGCAGUAUGAGCUAACGGAAAGGGUGUGUGAUGCGGGCAUGGCAAUGAUGCAUGUGGUGGCGCAAGGGGAGGAGGGGGCGCACUCUUCUGGAGCUCACGGAUCAGGAAGGCAUUCCUGCCGCCACUCGCCCCACCACCUACGAGCACCGCACACACGCCCUGGCUCCUUCCCACGGGCAACACCUCUCUCCCUCUCACUCAUCCGUACCUCCUCUCCGCUUGUUUUCCCCCAACUGAACAGUCUUUUGGAGCUCACGGAUCAGAAAGGCAUUCCUGCUGCCACUCGCCCCACCACCUACGAGCACCACACACCUUUGCUGCUUUCCACGGGCAGCUCGAUUUCUAGAUCCGGGCAGCAGAUCGCAACUUAUGAUCUGCCCAGGCCCACUCCUCCUCCUGCCUUCACAAGCUCGCACUCCCUGUUUCUGGGCUCGGAUGUUACCAGCAUUCGCAUGCUCCCUUGGGGCAGCAGAGCGGCUGGUGAUGCUGCUGCUGCUGGCAGCCGUGCAGUCAUUACGACUCUAGGCACGGGGGGUCACCCCGCCCGUGUGUUGCUCGCUGCUCUGGACCUCGCAGGCUCUUCUGGUGCAGCCACAGCUGGUGGCGACGCAGCUGGUGCUAAUGCGGCUGGUAGGAGAAGGAGCAGCAGGCAGCAUCUACAUUGGCGGAGGGAGAGGCAGUUUGUGUUGCCUGGCAGCGUGUGGGCGUGUGAAUGCUCGCCGAAGCAAGGGGAGAUCGGAGUGGGCACGUCGUUGGGGUUGCAGCUUCUGCAUGUGGAGACGGGGCAGCGGACGGCCCUGUGCCACAGCAACAGCGACGUGCUGGCAUUGCAGGUCACAGGGGAGGGCAGCAUCUACCUGGCUGGCUUCCGCAACGGCGCCAUCGCCACUAUCGAUACGCGAGCACCCCUCCCCACCUCAUCCAAGCACCUCCCUCCGCCGCCGCUCUCACCAUCCUCCUCCUCCACGGACCCCAUGCAGCCAGCGCAUCGGAGUGGGGGGCAGGGCGGAGGCAGGAGGGGCAGGAAGGGUGGAAGGGAGUGGGGCAAGAAGAGUGCAGCACGGGAGGUGAACGAGUAUUACUGCAGCCACGAGCGAGUCAUGCGCAUGCCCUCUGCUGUAUCUGGCAUGCAGGCAAUGAAGCAAGGUGCUUUCUACCUCUUCGCAUCCUCCUUUGAUGGAUCCGUAGUGGCUGAGUACGAAGAAGGGAACAGGCAGCAGGAGUGGGGACAGCACAAGGUGGGGAAAGGCCAGAAUAAGAAGGAAGGGAAGAAGGUGCCCAUUGACCGAAUCCGCAACUUCAGCAUCAUCGCGCACAUCGACCACGGAAAGUCGACGCUGGCCGACAAGCUGCUCGAGACCUCAAUUCCUUUCAUCCCCGCCCCCCCUUCCCCCUCUACCCGCAAAAUUUCCCACCCCCUUUCCCCUUUCUCCGCUUCCCUCCAGGUGCCCAUCGAGCGGAUCCGCAACUUCAGCAUCAUCGCGCAUAUCGACCACGGCAAGUCGACCCUGGCCGACAAGCUGCUCGAGACGACGGGCACGGUGCAGGCAAGGGAGAUGAAGGAGCAAUUUCUCGAUAACAUGGAUCUGGAACGAGAGCGAGGGAUCACCAUAAAGCUGCAGGCAGCGCGCAUGCGGCAUGUGUCAAGGGUGGACGGCAAGGCGUACUGUCUGAACCUCAUUGACACGCCCGGCCACGUGGACUUCAGCUACGAGGUGUCGCGCUCGCUGGCUGCCUGUGAGGGCGCGCUGCUCGUGGUGGACGCGUCUCAGGGCGUGGAGGCACAGACGCUGGCCAAUGUGUAUUUGGCUAUAGAGGGGAACCUGGAAAUUAUUCCGGUGCUGAACAAAAUCGACCUGCCAGGGGCGGAUCCGGAGCGAGUGAGAGCAGAGGUGGAGGAGGUGCUGGGGCUCGAUGGAGCAGACGCCCCAUCCUGUGUUCCGCCAAGGAGGGCAUCUCUAGUCUUCAACCGUCUGUCACGUUCCUCUUCCUACCAUUGCUCCCCUCCCCCUCUUGAUCAGGUGCUCAACAAGAUUGAUCUCCCAGGGGCGGACCCGGAGCGGGUGAGAGCGGAGGUGGAGGAGGUGGUGGGGCUGGACGCGGCAGACGCCAUCCUGUGUUCCGCCAAGGAGGGCGUGGGCAUUCAGGACAUCCUCGAAUCCAUCAUCGCCAAAGUGCCGCCCCCUGCUCCUACUAGAGACCAGCCGCUGCGCUGCCUAAUCUUUGACAGCUACUAUGACCCAUACAGGGGUGUGAUUGUAUAUUUCAGGGUGGUGGACGGGGAGGUGCGCAAGGGGGACAGCGUGCGGUUCAUGGCGAGUGGCAAGCAGUACGAGGUGGACGAGCUGGGUGUGCUGUCGCCCACUCAGAUGCCCGUCGACUGCUUGUAUGCUGGCGAGGUGGGCUACCUGGCAGCGUCCAUCCGUCAAGUAGCAGACGCGAGGGUGGGAGACACCAUCACCCACGCGGGAGGAGCGAGCAAGGGUGGCCCACCAGCCAAGGAGGGGUUGCCCGGGUACAGGGAGGCGGUGCCGAUGGUGUUCUGCGGGCUCUUUCCCAUCGACGCCGACCAGUUCCCCUCGCUAAGAGAGGCACUGGAGAGGCUUCAACUCAAUGACGCUGCGCUGCAGUUCGAGCCGGAGAGCAGCAGCGCCAUGGGCUUUGGCUUCCGCUGUGGCUUCCUGGGCCUGCUGCACAUGGACGUGGUGCAGGAGCGGUUGGAGCGAGAGUACAGCCUCGACCUAAUCACAACUGCUCCCAGCGUGGUGUACCGCGUGGUGAAGCGGGAUGGGUCGGUGGUGGAGUGCUCCAACCCCGCUGACAUGCCCGAUGCUUCCAUUCGCUCUGAGAUCCAGGAGCCUUAUGUGCGGCUGGACAUCCUGACCCCCAAGGAGUACAUCGGCACGCUCAUGGACCUGGCACAAGAAAGGAGAGGCGAGUUUGUGGAGAUGAAGUAUGUGACUGAGUCGCGCACCACCCUGUCGUAUGACACGCCACUUGGAGAGGUGGUGGGGGAUUUCUUUGACCAGCUCAAGUCGCGCACCAAGGGAUACGCCAGCAUGGAGUACAAAGUCAUCGGCUACCGCAAGAGCAACCUUGUGAAGAUGGACAUUCAGCUCAAUGGGGAGGCUGUGGAGCCGCUGUCGGCCAUUGUGCACCAGGAAAAGGCCUACGGAGUGGGCAGAGCACUCACACAGAAGCUCAAGGAGCUCAUUCCCCGACAGAUGUUCAAAAUCCCCAUCCAGGCGUGUGUUGGAACCAAGGUCAUUGCGAGUGAAACAAUAGCAGCCAUUCGGAAAGACGUUCUAGCAAAGUGCUAUGGUGGUGACAUUUCCCGAAAGAAGAAAUUGUUGAAGAAGCAAGCAGCGGGAAAGAAGAGAAUGAAAGCGCUUGGACGAGUUGAGGUACCUCAAGAUGCCUUCAUGGCUGUGCUUAGACUUGAGAAGGAAAGCUUGUGA